This is a messenger RNA of Halichondria panicea, 3670 nucleotides long. RefSeq names its product tudor domain-containing protein 1-like. Gene Ontology annotation, cellular component: P granule. The transcript is spliced from 15 exons. The record is from RefSeq and is a predicted model, not a curated record. Lineage: Eukaryota; Metazoa; Porifera; Demospongiae; Suberitida; Halichondriidae. The coding region runs from base 138 to 3506 and encodes 1122 amino acids. Gene Ontology annotation, biological process: piRNA processing; spermatogenesis; P granule organization. Gene Ontology annotation, molecular function: metal ion binding.
UGAGAUAGUCACGUGGGACUCCGCCAAACUUGCCUGACCACGUGGCCGGUGCAUUGGAAACAAGUUCUCUCAUAGCUCAGAGUUGGGUGUCUGGUUCGAUCUGACAUGAACUGCAUGCCGUUGCAGUUUUAUCAGCAAUGAGUUCAAGGGUAUGUCCAGCAGCAAUAGCAAAGCAAAGAUUGGCUGAAAAAGAAGCUGAUGUUACAGAGCAACUGGAAUUUGUCACCGGUUUAGUGAGGAGAUUGAAGACAGAUAAGAGCAUCCUUGUCGCGUCAUUUGAAAACCAAUAUGACAACCUUCACGAUCAGUUUGCUGUUGUCCAUGAUGCACUCAUCUUUAAAGAACAAAAACUUCUUCAUCAGUUAAAGAAUGACCUGCGGUUCAUAUCCACAGCAAAUGACGAGCUAACUUCGUCUGCAGAAAAUCUGAUCAAAAAGUCACGACACGUUCUUGAAAGCGUAAAAGAUAUGUUUGAAAAGACAGGUGACGCUGAGUUCAUUGCAAAUUUCAGUUCUACAAUCCAGCAAUUAGAGGAAGUGUUCAUUAAUUUGGUCUUACUUCUUAAUGAAGGCUCACACAUUUCAGUUCCAAUCGAAAGGAAUGUUCGUUUUAAUCGUGUGCUCCAGUCUAUUGAGGAUGUCUGUUUUAUUGGAGAAGAAAUCCUCCACAGCACUGAUGCAAGUGUAACUUCUCAGUGUUCUCUUCCAGUAGCAAAUCGAAAACCAGAUCGCAUUAGUUUGACGUGCGGAGAACAUCUAGAAGUAGUUGUGACAAAUGUUUUAGAUCCAGAAAACAUAUGUGUUCAACCAUAUGGCAACGACUUGGUGGAGCUCAUGACAAAAUUGGGCAUGUAUUACGAAGAUUUAGCCAGUUACGGGGAGUGUGGAGGACUCCAAAAAGCUCCCCAGGUCGGUGACUUCUGCUGUGCAAAGUUUACUCAAGAUGACUGUUGGUAUCGAGCGGUUGUCAGUGCUGUGGAUCCCAUUUACACAAGAGAAGGAAGAGAAGGCACUUCCAGUGUGUGUGUAAAAGUUCAGUAUAUUGACUAUGGAAACCAGGAGCAAGUGCCUCUUAGUCGUUUAAGGGUACUGGAGGAAUCUUUUUAUGAUCUUCCUUGUCAAGCAUUGUCUUGCUUUCUCGCUGGUAUAAAGCCUGCUUCCCACUCGUGGAGAGGACGCUGCAAGAUCGAAAAACAGGUGUCCAACCAGUGGUUGCAACAUCUUCUGUUAGGGAACAAAGUGGAAAUGUGUGUGACUGGCGAUGAUCAUGAUCAGUAUGGAGUCGAUAUUCUGAUAGAAAAAGAGGUGUUGCUGAGUGCAGAAAGGCAUGCUAGCUUUCCUGUUUCUGUUCAUGCUAUCCUGCAGUUACCGGAGCUUGAGCAACAGGGCUCACUCGUUAGGCUUAGCUCAUUUCUUUGCUGUGUUGGGAUUGCAGAAACAGUGCCUAUUUGUCAUCCUAUGGUUAUGUCUCCUUGUCUGGAAACAACGGAAGCUGAUACAGAAGCAAUUAGCAGAACGUCAUCUGAAUAUCUGCUCAGUACUUGUGCUGUUGAAAUUACAUGCUGCAUCCCUGAAGAAGACACCAACAUAAAAUUAAUACCCAAUGAUCAUAGCCGCAAAGCUGAAACUCUCCUCUCUCACAAAGAACAGGUUAUUGAUUGCAACUCCACGAAAGAAGAUGUCGUAGCUGGCAGUGAAGUAGCCUAUGAUGACAAGAAAGCAAAAGACACCCUUAAAAGCUACGUGGGUCUGCAAAAUCCCAGAAAUCUACCGGCUGAAGGGGGACUAUCUGCUGAUCACAACAUCACGAAAGAAGAUAUCACUGACACGGAGCUAGGCAGUGAUCAAAAGAAACUACCUGUUGAUCUUAACAACGCCAGAGUGUUAGCCGACGCGGAGGUUCUUGAAGAGCCAAGCGAUGUUUUGAUGGCAGGCAAACUGAAACCACUUUCCGUAAAAUUAGGUGCUAUGUCUGAUGUUGUUGUACUUGUUUCUCAUGUUGUGAGCUCAAAAGAGUUUUAUGUACAUCCCAUCCAGGCAGAUGUGGCACUAAGUGUUGCACACUUAUCAGAGUCGCUCACUAACCAUUUGUCUUUUCAAGUGAAUCAACGGCGUCUUAAGCAUAUUGCAAGCAUUUCCAAUGACGCUGAACCCGUUCUUUGUUGUGUUCAAUGCCCAGAAGACAAACAAUGGUAUCGUGCAGUGAUUUUAUCCCCUCUUCAAGAUAGUGUAUCUUGUUCAGUUCGGUUGCUUGACUUUGGAGAACGCAUCAGCGUACCAUAUGAUUGUUUGUUUGAACUGGAUGAAAAAUUUUGUUGCUACCCUGCUCAAGCUGUUCACUGCUCAGUGUUCUUUGAUGGACACCUGUAUCCAGAUUCUGAAUUAGAUGAGAGAAUCUGCAAUUAUUUGAAAGAAUGUGUCGCAAAAAAGCAGUUAGUGGCUUGUGUUAAGGGAAGCAAAAAUGAUUCCAACGUCGCUGUCGAGUAUGGCACAGUCCUCACUGUGGAUAUUAUAGACACCAGUGGCGAAAAAGAUGUGCAUGUUGCUCAUGAUCUGCCACAACUGUGCAAGAAUGAGUUGGCUGGACAUAAGAAGUUGAGUACUUGGAAUCCAAUGGAGCGAGAUUACCUAGCCUUGAGGAACAACUACAAAAUUGAUGAUGAAGAUGUAGAGUUAACGUUGUCUGGAUACAAAAGUAGAAAUCGCCCAUGUCGCUUUUUCCAUACAAAAAGAGGCUGUGACAUGGGAGACAACUGCUCAUACCUGCAUCUACAAGAAGGUGUCUCCGACAAGCAGUUGGAAGAAGUAUUUACUGCUACUGACCAAAUUCAUCUUCCUGUUGUGGAUUCAGUAGUGGGUGUCGUAGUCACUGCUAUAGUGUCACCUAUAAGAUUCUUUGUUCAAAUGCCAAAGGGAUCGAAGUCAGUUUUGAGCAAAUCCAUAGAAGAAGAGGAUGGUACUGGAAAUUGCUUUGUGAAGUUGCUUAAAGAAAUGAGAAUAUACUACAAUCAACAUGUGUUCUCUGAAAGAAGUGUGACAUUGCCAGAUUUGGGGGAAAUUGUGGCUGUUCGUUAUGAGUGGGAUGAGGAUUGGUACAGAGCUAGGGUGGUAAACCCAUCUUCUGCUGGAAAAACUAAGGUUUUCUAUGUGGACUACGGUCAUUUUGGCUUAGUCCGUGAUGAGGACAUCAGGAGUAUCAAACCUAACUUUCUUGUGGUGCCUUUCCAAGCUAUUGAAUGUUAUCUAGUUGGGCUUGAUAUUCCUCCUGCUGCCAAUCGUGUGAUUAGGAAAGAAGCAAAAGAGUACUUUGAACACUUGGUAACUGGACAAGUUCUUAUGGCAAAGGUUGUCAUUAGAUUGGGAGAUGUCCUUGGCUUGGAGUUGUAUUCGAAUGUUCACAUAAAUGAAAAACUAGCGAAACAAGGAAUUCUGAAGAGAACUUGCACUAGUGUUUCAAGUUUUGAGGAUCAGGAUAAUAACGAGGAACUGUUACUAACCCCUGGUUAAAUCUUUGACUGUUUUUAGCUGAUAGUUUUUUCUAACUUUCAAUGAAAUUCACUGUCGUGAGCAGCCAGCUCUGAAUGGCUGAGGUAUUUGCUGAAUCACAUUAUCAAUGGUUUAUAUAUGUUUACGCAUAUUUCCUAUCUAGUAUAAUACAGUUUUGCCAUGAA